This is a messenger RNA of Plectropomus leopardus (leopard coralgrouper), 268 nucleotides long. The record is from RefSeq and is a predicted model, not a curated record. NCBI's taxonomy places the organism in Eukaryota, Metazoa, Chordata, Actinopteri, Perciformes, Serranidae.
CCCCGCGGCCGGCCCGCCGGGUCCGGGUCCGGGUCCGGGUCCCGGUCCGGGUCCGGGGCAGUCCCCGGAGCUCGCGGCGCUGUUCGAGUGCCCGGUGUGCUUCGACUACGUGCUGCCGCCCAUCCUGCAGUGUCCCGCGGGUCACCUGCUCUGUAACACCUGCAGGCUGAAGCUCACCUGCUGCCCCACCUGCAGGGCCGCCCUCAGCCCCAACAUCCGGAACCUGGCCAUGGAGAAGGUGGCCUCCACACUGCCCUUCCCCUGCAAG